CUACACGAACACACAUUCACUGAAGUUUUUACACUCAUGUGUUUGAUAUGAUGGUUUAUUACACGCCUUGUUGGAAUGCUUGAUUCUGAUUGGCCAGUCGCAACAUUUGCAGGCUGGUCAUUCCCAGAUAACAACCUCUCAAAACUAACACACAGAAACCGGGAUGCAGCAAAUCACUUUGACAGUUUUUUUGACAAGUAAAAUAUAUCUUUUAAUAACAUAAAUGACAUUAUAUUUACAAAUGAUUCAACCAAAUUGCCUGUUUGUGACGUUUGAAUGUGGUUUCUACCUAAAAACUGAAAGUCAACAGCUUUUCCUCGAAGGUCUAUAUUCAGUAAAAAUGAGCUAAUCAAAUAUUUCACAUGUGAAUUUUUUUUCUCAUGUGUCGAGUAGGCAUGUAAUAAGCGGGAUAAUGUACAAGCAGCCGGCUGUUAUCGUGUAAUAAGCCCCUUUAGUGUGAGACAAGAUCCUCCGCUUCAGGGAUUAUUUCUGCCAUGCGCCCGGCUGCCUGGACAUGAUCUCUUUCUUGAACACCCUCAAAUGAGUAAGUAAGAGAUGGUGAGAAGAUCAGAAGCAUUAGUCUAAAUAUAGAGAUGUUGUGACACUCAUCUGCAGUUUCAUAAUCCUCAUUACAAACCACUUCUGUGGAAACUACACACACAGCUGUCUGACACUCAGAAAACUCUUAACACACACAGACACACACACAGUCAGUCAUGGAGCGCUUCACCGCACCUGCUACUGAUAAACUACGGCAGAUCCAAAAAAUUGUUCAGGACAUUAAGAAGAAUGACGACAGUCUUUUCAACCGAUUAAAAAGGUUUCAGACUGAACAAACUGCUAAUAUUCUUAAAAGCGGUAGAAAUACGUUUGACAGGAUCAAGAAAAAAGGACCACCUAAAGUUCCUACAAGAGACUAUCAGGGUGAUGCAGCAGAAAGUGAGAAAUAUUCUGACUCAGAUUUUGAUAGUGACACGUAUGAAGACCCUCAGGGUGACCAUGAAGACAACUAUGAACCUCCACCGAGAUCUGAAGGUCACGCUGGGAAGGGCUUCACUGUUUCUCCGUCCAUCACAAACUCCAGAGGACAGUAUGCGGACAGUUGUCGUGGUCGACCCGUCCCUUCCGUUCGUCUGCCAGAGAGGAACAAAACCCCGUCAACCAGCAGAAACCAGCGAACGGAGCACCCGCACCGGCACCACCAGCACAAUGAGAAUGACAAUUAUGUCCGACCCCAGGAUGAAGAUAAUGAUGACAACUAUAUCGACCCCACUGAAAAAAUACCACAAAAACCUUGUGUUAACAGAGGACUCAAGUCAAGUGUUCCUGCCCCUUUAGACAGUCCAGAUGUCUAUGAAAUGCCUGAUGCAGAGGAGAACUGUCAGUUUAAUCAGAGCAGGAGUAACACAACUCUACAGGUCAACACACACAUGAUGCCUCCUAAAGUCAGUCCAAGAAUGCAAAUCAGAAGACCAACUGCGACUCCAGAGACAGACUCUGACGAUGAUUAUGAGACGUGUGAUGCAGAUGACUUUGUUAUUAAAAGGCCAGAAGAGACCAGAAGACCAUCCAUUCCCACACCACGACCCAGAGACCUGAAGAAAUCAAGUCCAGCUUUGAAUCCGAAACCAAACGUUGCCCACAGAGAUACUGAAGCAGACAUCACCAGUCCACCGACAACUGGAUUCCACCGAGUCACAAGGCCUCAGAUCCGACAGAUGCCCACCCAGAGCAGAGAGAGCAAAGAGAGCAGAGAGAGCAGAGCCACUCGAGACGCUGAAGAAGAGGCGGGUGUGUACAAGAAGGUUUGGUACUCCAGCAGCUGUGAUCGCAGGACGGCUGAGGACGCUCUCAUUCGCUCGGCUAAGGACGGCUCGUUUCUGCUCAGGAAGAGUUCCGGCGUGGACACGCAGCAGCCGUACACACUAGUGGUGUUCUACAGCGGGCGCGUCUACAACAUCCCGGUGCGCCACAUCACAUCAUCCAAACAGUUUGCACUGGGCAAAGAGAAACAAGGAGAAGAGCGGUUCAGCAGCGUUUCAGACAUCAUUGAGAAUCAUCAGAACAAUCCUUUAGUUCUGGUGGAUUCACAGAACAACACCAAAGACUCCACCAAACUCAAACAUGCAGUGAAACCGUGAGAGACCUGCAGAAACCACAUCAAACCAUCAAACCGCUGAGUGUAGAGAUGAAAACUGACGAGAAUAGAACGACAUCAUCUGGGAUCUGCUGCUACUUUUUAUAUUAAUAAACAAAGUAUGGCUGAAAAUAUAUAUGUAUAAUUCCUCUUUUUCUCGGUCAGUAACCGUAAAAAGUUCAAAUAUACAAUUUGUUAUCAAAACGUUGCUUAUGACUUGUUUGUUUUGUGUCAAAAUGUUGUAAGCAUUAAAAAAGUAUAACAAAGAAAUGUCUGAUUUGGUAAAUGUUUAAUAAUAAUAAUACAUUUAUUUGUCUAUAGUGCCUUUAAAAGUUAACAGCCUUUAAAUAUAAAAGUACAAAAU
Messenger RNA from Triplophysa dalaica, 2501 nucleotides. It is a transcript of the gene blnk, whose product is annotated as B cell linker. The transcript is spliced from 23 exons. NCBI's taxonomy places the organism in Eukaryota, Metazoa, Chordata, Actinopteri, Cypriniformes, Nemacheilidae. Gene Ontology annotation, biological process: intracellular signal transduction; cell surface receptor protein tyrosine kinase signaling pathway. Bases 717 to 2141 code for a protein of 474 amino acids. The record is from RefSeq and is a predicted model, not a curated record.